UUUUAUCUGAAAUUUGAUAUGAGUGAACUAGACUUAAUGCAGGGGUGGACCGGUUCCGGUUCGGGCCCGGGCCCGGAUGGGCCUCGGUUCAGGAAAGGGAGGCCCGGGUAACCCCCGGGUCCGGUUCGGGCCAGGCCUCGGUCCAAUAUAUAUAUUUUGGCUUCUAAUUAACUCCCAACCCUCCCCCCUCACCCCCAAACCACCUCAAAUGGCCCAAAAUAAGCAGCCCAACCCAAAAACUUAAAAAAAAAUUCCAAAAAAAAAAAAAUUAAAUUCGGCCCGGACCGGGCCCGAACUGGCCGGGCCGGUUCACUAAAUAGCAGGCCCGGGCCCGGACCGCUAUCCCACCGGGCCGGGUGGCCGGAACCGGGGCACUAACCGGUUCACCGGGCCGGUCCGGGCCCGCACAGUAGCGGGCCGGUCCGGUUCCGGGCCGGUUGGCCUGACCCGAGGCCAUGCCCAACUUAAUGAAUAAGAUGUUCAAAAAAAUUAUCAAAAAUUUUAUCGGGAACCGCCCUAAAUGGUGACAGCAAGUUCCAAAGGGAGUAAAGGGUCAAUAGCCUAAUACUAUACACGUAUUGGUGACUUCCAAUAAUACUACAUAUAUGGUUUGGGCCGUUUGGUGGGGUCAACUGUGAGAUGGGGAUUAUAAUCUCUUGUAAAACAUUGAAGCAUGGGCUAAAUUUCGAAUAAGUCAAUUGAUUGCCUGCUUUGGUAGAAAGGUGUGUCUAGAUGACAAAAAAGUGAUUGAUUUUUAAAGGAAAGACUUAAACAACCUUGAUUUACAAAACCACAAUUUAUGGACUUCUGCUGUUCUGCAUGCUUCCUCUCCUAUGCUGCAUGCAAACACUUCAUCUCCCAGACUUCCCACAACUGAAGCCCUCGACAUCUCUCUUCUCUUCAUGCUGCCGCCCAAGUAGCGUCGGACCCGAUUCGGGCCACCCGACCUGGGAACCAGCCCGCUACUGUGCCCGGUGUACGGUUUUAGUUCCGGGCCUAGGCCCGGUCCCGGUGGUUAGGGUGGGGCAGUCCUGGUUCACCCCAUUCUUUGGAACUUGCCCGGGCGGGCUUGGGCCCGAUUUGAGCCUUUUUUUUGGGUUUUUUCAUUGUUUUGAGCUUUUUCCUGAGUUGGGCUUGGGUGUUUUGGGGGUAGGGUAGGGGGGGGGGUUGGGGGUUAAUAAGAAAAGAAAAAGAAACAUGGACCCGGCCCGGCCCAGACCCGGUGGUAACCCAGGCCGGUCCUGGGCCUUCUACCAAAAAUCAAAAGCCCGGUCGGGCCUAGGCCCGACCCGGACUCGAGUCCAUGACUAUGCCCAUGAUCUGUGACG
Cuscuta epithymum is the source of this 1328-nucleotide messenger RNA. Lineage: Eukaryota; Viridiplantae; Streptophyta; Magnoliopsida; Solanales; Convolvulaceae. The record is from the annotation of a GenBank genome assembly.